AUGGAGCGGGAGAUCAGAAACAUAGAGAAGAGUGAUGGGAUCCGACUGACAUGGAAUGGGUGGCCAGUAAGAGGGGAUAUGAUGGGUAAGGUUCCGUUGGUUUGUAUGUACAAUAUCCAUCAAGAAGCCGGGGUUCUUGAGUGUGAGCCUAUAUACUGUAUGAGUUGUGGGAGUGUUUUGAAUCCGUACUGUAGUAUUGACUUUGCAAGGCAAAGUUGGAACUGUGUGAUAUGCAAAGGAAACACGACGUUUCCAAGCCAUGCACGAGGGAUAUCGCCUGAAAAUCUGCUGCCUGAGCUAUUAGGACACAACUCGACGGUUGAGUAUGUGCUGAGUAGGGAGAGUGUGUUUCCUGGUGUUUUUUUGUUUAUUGUUGAUACAUGCACGUUUGAUGAUGAAAGGCAUGCGCUGCUUAUUGAUGCGCUGAGGACAGUGAUGGAAGGGAUACCUGGCGAUUGUUUUGUUGGGUUUAUCAAGUAUGGGACGAAUGUGGAGCUGCUUGAGCUGAGUGGAGAGAGGCCCAGAAGAGUGCAUCUGUUUUCUGGGAAGAAGGAGUAUACGGCGGAGGUAGUAAAGCUGUUGAAUAUGCCUGGGAAGCCUGAGAGUAUGCAUGAAGGGAAGUUUAUUAGAAGGAAGUCUGAGUGCAGUGAGUUUUUGUAUGAAGUGAUAGAUGGGCUUGAGAGGGAUCCGUUUCCAGUGUUGAAUGCAUAUAAGCCGGUGAGGUGUACGGGAUCUGCAGUGUCAUUGGGGGUUUCAUUGAUGGAGGGAUGUUUUCCAAACAUGGGGGUAAAGCACAUGCUGUUUACGCAGGGGCCGUGUACUUUUGGGCCAGGGACUGUCACGUCGAUAAGAUACAAGGUGAAGGGAAGAGGAGAUGAGUCUGUGGAGAGCGACUCUGUCUAUGCAUCGUCAUCCAAGAAGUUCUACGAGGGGCUUGGCGAAAGGAUGAGCAAUGUUGGGCACAGCCUUGAUAUUUUAGCGGCAACUAUUGAUGAUAUUGGGAUAUGCCAUAUGGAGAGGAUGACGGGGAUUACAGGAGGCAUGCUAAUAAUGGCACAGGAUUUUGACAGGGAGAUAUAUAUAUCGUCAUGCAGGAAGAUUAUGAGCAGGGACGAGGAAGGGUGGCUAGAGCAGGGGUUUAAUGCAAAGCUGCAGGUGAAAACAAGCAAGAAUCUUGAGUAUAAGGGGGUGAUUGGCCAGGGAAAGAUGGUUGGAGGGAACUGGAGGAUGGGAAGCAUGUUCCGUACAAGCAACAUAUCUGUGCUGUUGGAUAGGAAAUCGGAUACAAAGUCUGAGAUAAAGAGUGGGGAGUUUGGGUAUGUGCAGCUAAUUACGCAAUAUCAGAGGAGUGACAGGAAGCUGCUAGUGCGUGUGACGACGUUUUCCAGGAUGUUUAUGGAAUUCCGGGAGGAUGUGGUAUGCAGAUUUGAUCAGGAGGCAGCAACUGUUUUCCAAGCAAGAUUUUUGCUAAUGAAUAAGCAUGAGGAGAUAAAGGAUUGCGAGCGAAUGAUUGAUAAGAGUCUCAUAAGGUUUGUGAAGACGUUUGCUAGGUACGACAAGGGAGAUCCAAAUACGCUUGUGCUUCCUGAUGCAAUGGCAUACUAUCCGAACUUUAUGUUUUUUUUCAGAAGGAGCCUACUAGUGCAAACAGAAAACAACUCAGCAGAUGAGACAACGUAUUACUUCAGUUUACUGUAUAACCAGAAGGUGAAUGACGCAUUGAAGCUGAUCAAGCCGACGCUUGUUUCCUAUCACUAUCAGAGGGGAGUGGAGGCUGUUGAGGUUGAUAGCAAGUCCCUUGAGCCGGAUGUGAUUCUUGUUAUGGAUACUUUUCAUAAUGUUGUUGUUUGGAGAGGGGAGUAUGUUGCGGAGUGGGUGAAUGAGGGGUACCAUGAAGAGCCUGAGUAUGAGUCGCUUAAGCAUGCAUUGAACAGAAGUGAGGGGAUGGCAAGGGGUUUGUGCAAGUACCGGCUUCCAUCUCCUCAGUUCUGUAUUACAGAGCAUAACAAAUCUCAGCAGAGGAUUAUCCAUCACUAUGUGAAUCCCAGCGGAGGGAGUUCGAUUAUUACAGAGAACAUCAACUAUGAGAAGUUUGAGGAGGCGUUGCGAAGGGUAGUUGUUUCGAAUAACGAAUAA
Molecule: messenger RNA, 2136 nt
Organism: Ordospora pajunii
Lineage: Eukaryota; Fungi; Microsporidia; Ordosporidae
Product: Sec23/Sec24 domain-containing protein
Exons: 1
Coding region: 1-2136 (711 amino acids)
Biological process (GO): endoplasmic reticulum to Golgi vesicle-mediated transport; COPII-coated vesicle cargo loading; intracellular protein transport
Cellular component (GO): COPII vesicle coat; endoplasmic reticulum exit site
Molecular function (GO): GTPase activator activity; zinc ion binding
Source: RefSeq, a predicted model, not a curated record